CGGGGAAUGACUGUUGGUGGAACGUGUUUCAGGCGGAACCUCGGCGCUCCUGCUCUAUCAUGUGCUGCAUUUGAAUUAGUCCGGCGGAAGUGGGGCUUGCGGCCUCAGCACAAUAGAAAUGGCGAGCAGCAUCGGCAAACACAAGAUUGUGAAUGUGGGUCCAACAGAGCCCUGGUCCAUCAGGGAGAAACUGUGCCUGGCCUCCUCUGUUCUGAGGAGUGGCGACCAAAACUGGGUGUCGGUGAGUCGAGCCAUCAAGCCUUUUUCAGAGGCCGGUCGGCCUCCUGACUGGUUUUCCCAGAAGCACUGUGCCUCCCAAUACUCUGAACUGCUUGAAGCAACAGAAGCACCAAAGCGCAAGCGUGGCGAGAAGGGUGAGGUGGUUGAAACCAUUGAGGAUGUGAUUGUACGAAGACUGACAACAGAGCGGAUAGAGGAGCUUAAGAAACUACUGCGGGAUUCACAGGAACAGUACAGGAAAUUAAAGAAAGAGGUGGAUCUCAUACAGACGGGUCACAUGGACUCACAGCUGAAGGAAUUAUGGGCAGAAAUCACGCUAAAAAAGAAGCAGGAUGAGGAGGAAGCAGAGCAGAAGAGGAAAGCGACAGAGGUGGCAUAUCAGGCUCGCCAGGCAGUCAAAAACACACCUAAGCGCCUGUCAAGUGUCACAGUUCGCUCUCCCCUUGGUGCCAGCUCGCCCAUGCUGGAUUCUCUGACUGACUCCUCGGCACCCACGCCACCAAUGGAAACAGGAGGCGCCAGCUCGGACGACACCAGCUCUCUCUCUGUGGCCCAGGGUGUGGGAGUGUUUCUCCCAGUGACGGAGGCCUCAGGCCCGGGGCCCAAGGAAGGAGGAGGAGGAGGAGGUAUUGUUACGCUAGUGGAAGACUCCCCACAGAAGCGGCUCCUGGCACAGAAAGCCACGCCGCCACCUUCUCCUCUCCUGUCAGAGCUUCUCAAGAAAGGCAACCUCAUUUCGGCCAGCCCCCGCCUGGUUGCUGAGGGAGACUCGACUGGAAACCUAAGUAACGGAUUGCAGACUGCUACCGUCACCGCACCAUUACCCGCCACCCAUGACGUCAUCGCAGAAGGUGAAACGGAGGCUGCAGUGAAGGAAGAGCUCACUGAAGAGACGGGAUUGGUCGAAGAGGACCUCGUAGCUGUGUCCUACAUGGGGGACGAGCUUGACCUGGAGACGGUGGGAGACAUCAUUGCCAUCAUUGAGGAAAAGGUGGACGACUCGGUGGAGGCUCUGGACGCUGCAGCAGUGGAAGCAGCACUGUCUCUUUGCGAAGAGGGCCACAACCUACCGGGCCCGUGGGAGACCCAGGAGUUGAAAACCCCCGAGCCCACACCGACAGAUUCUGAGCCCACUCCACUGCCUGAAGAAGUGGCCACGAUGGCAGAGCCGACUCCUGCUGGUCAGGAGACGCCGAGCGAGGCCGAAGCGAAGGCAGAGAACUGUGAGGCGCCAGAGAAAGAAUGUGAGAACGUGACUGCCGGGGGCUCAGAAGACUGCGCUGCAACGAGCGAAGCGGUCGAAGAGGCGACGGCCGAGAAGGAGAGUUCUGACCCGACGGUGAAGACUGAAGGAGAAGAGUGGAAUCAGCCUGAAACCAACCCGCCCUGUCUCGAUUCUGAGGAUAGUUCGGUGUCAGGUCGGGAGUCCAAGGAGGUGAAAGAGGAAGAGGCGGGCAGCGAGGGCGACCCCGAGGAAGGAAUGGAGCUGAAGGAGGAGUGUGGGGAGGGUGAGGGUCCGUACUUGUCAGAGGCGGAGCGCGCGGCCAGCGAGAGCGAGGACGGCUACGGGCCCGUGUCCCAGCGCUACACGGCAGAUUCACUGGCCAGCAGCCCGGCCUCGUCCUCGCAACUGUCCACGUGUGGAGAGGACCAGGAGGCAGUGCAGGCCCAGAAAAUCUGGAAGAAAGCCAUAAUGUUGGUGUGGAGAGCCGCGGCCAACCACAGGUACGCCAGCGUCUUUUUGCAGCCCGUGUCUGAUGACAUCGCCCCAGGGUACCACAGCAUCGUGCACCGACCCAUGGACCUGUCGGCCAUCAAGAAGAACAUCGAGUCGGGCGUGAUCCGCACCACCGCCGAGUUCCAGCGCGACAUCAUGCUGAUGUUUCAGAACGCCGUCAUGUACAACUCCUCGGACCACGACGUGUACCAGAUGGCCCUGGAGAUGCAGCGCGACGUCCUGGAGCACGUGCAGCAGUUCCUGGCCACCCAGCUCAUCAUGCAGACCUCAGAGAGCGCCAUCUCUGCCAAGAGCCUCCGCGGCAGGGAGGGAAACCGCAAACCCGGGGAGCCAGCUGACAAGGACAGUGUUCCAAUGGCCUCUCCUGCUUUCCUUCUCUCUCUCUUUGACGGAGGCACCAGGGGGCGACGUAGCGCCAUGGAGGCGGACCUCAAAAUGAAGAAAUGACUGGAGAGCCCCUCCUCGAGUACUUGAAGUGUCGCGGAGUGGGCGAGUGUGUGCAGUGUUUCCCGGUCAGUCGGCUUCAGAGGAUCUCACUCACUCACCCACCCACCCAGCUUUCUAUUUACCAUUGAAGAUAGUUCACCUGUCCCCGCCGCAGCGGAGGAGAGGAGCUUUUCACCAGCAAACGUUUGUGCUCGGAGGAGAGCCUUCGUCCUGUUCUUUAGACAGAGUGCUUUAACAAGUGUCGAGGAGACGACUGGCAGCUCUCAGAAGGCGAUUGUAAUGUAGUGCUUUGUUUCAGCCCACGACGCGCAGAGCCGCCCUGGCCCUGGUGUUUCAGGGGUUGCCAGGCUGGUCCCUGAGCGUGGACUUCCCAUGAGUCACUUGACUACUUUCCUCCUAUUGUUAGCUUCCCAAACGAGGAAAUGUUGAGUUGUUGGCGUCAGUUCAAAAAGGUUUCCACAGACGCGACUCCAUGAACACACACAUGAGCAGCCGGCUGGAGCUUCCCCAAACACCUCCAGGUGGCUGGAAGCUUGGUGGGCUGAAACAUGGCUGGCUAGUUUGGUGGCGUCCUCUUGACACGUAGCCAGUGACGUUAGCAGUUUUGUACCAGGACCGUGUAGAUUUGUGUUUGACUAGCCCAUACGUGUGCGUUUUUGUUGUACAUUUGUUAAAUAAAAGAUUAUUCUGAAACGAGCUGUGUGACGCCGACGCUCCACUGGAGCUUCAGUCCAGGCUGGAAGUCGCACGCUCCACUUCCCAAAACAAGUCAUCAAAGGUUGUGUGGAUCCAGCCUCGUUGAACUGGCGGCUCCUUGUUGGGAAACAAAAAGCCGGAGAGGCGGAAGGUUUGUGUGACACAUGUAUUGAGGAUAAAUAGGUGUCCAACGGUGGGGCCUGCCCGUCACUUGUCAAUCACCUAACCCCGCUCGACAGGACGCGGGCGCUUCAGCUGAACUCGUGCACCACAGGACUGGCCGAGGAGUCGAGCUUCCUCUUCACCAGCCUGUACUCGGGUCUCUGCUUCAGCACCUCCUCCUCCUCCUUCUUCUUCUUCGUCUCAAACAUGUGCUUGAGCGGCGGCCAGCCCUCGUCUUGCACCGCUCCGAACACCACCGAGAGCCUGAAGGUCGGGGUGAUGCUGGGCUCCGGCCGGAUGCUCCCCACAGGCUUGACCUCCUCUUUGUCCUCCACGUGGACCUUGAUGGAGGCACCGCGAAGGCCGCAGGGUGAGGUCCUGGCCCACCUGGCGGCGGCGGGGCAGCAUCAGCACCUGCCACUGCAGGGUGGAGGACUUGGCCUGCUCCUCCCAGUGGAGGGCUGCAGAAGGUGCAAACACACGGCGUCAGUAUCGGUUUCCUUAGCUGGUGGAACUUCCGCGUUCUUCAGCAGAUGGUCGCACCCGGAAGUUGCGAGCCUAGGUUGUGAUCGCCGCUGAGUUGGACGCAGAACAAAAAGGAGUGAGACAUGAACUCACGGUCACAGGAGUCCAUCUCCUCGCAGCUUUCCACGCUCCCCCGGCGGACGGAGCGGAGCGGCUGUGGAGACGCUCCGGGCUCUCCUCCUCACGCUGGCGCCGUGUGUUUUCCAUGGAUGUCAGAGGAGCCUCGACGGUGCUUCGAGAGCCGCCAGUUGCAUCAGCAGAGACGCGUCCGAUUGGCCGAGCUGGCCUCGCGGGGGCGGGACUUGAGUCGGGAAUGGCUCUCACGCCACUUGUCCGGACAUUGCACCGAGGGAGCUGGGACCCGAGUCACCCGCGUGUCGUGUGACUGGCAGCAGCGCCGCUGCGGGGCACUCGUGCUGUACACAGUCAGUAAUGACAAGAGAGAGUCCAGUGCCAGACGCAGCUAUUGGAGACAACAACAACAACUUGUGAUCAAGUGCCUUUUCUAACCCUGUUGACAUGUUUCUCCCCGAGUUCUGUUGCCGAGGUCUUCCAUAGUUCAGGUUCGAUGUGAACCUUGGUUCCACAUCAAAUCCCAUAUUUCAAGCACAAGGGUCGGAGCAUAGUCCCACUCGUCUCUCUUCUGUCAUGGCUGGGUGCCAUUGAAGAUUCGGCCCCCAGCAUUAGUCCAGGAACGAAGGUGCUCUGUCUGCAUGUGUCCUGGUGAAGGACUCGGCCCUUGUUCCACUUUCAACUGACCUGUGUUCAUGCACCUGCUGCAGUUGACCGUCUCUGACCCUGGUUGGCCACCCAGUCAUUUGUGGGCCCCAAAACAUGUGGAGCGUCAUCACGCGCUCCGCCAAUCUUGGUUUGAAGAGACGUUUUCACUCAGCUUAUGAGACGCCUCUCUCCCUAAACCGAAGCAUCCAAAACAAGUGGCUCACCGGAACCAGGACUCCCAAGCAAACGGCGAGCUAGUGACUUGGUCCUCAUAAGUAAGGCACACUGAAAACGCAACAUGUCAGGAGCAAUCUUCACGGAGCACGAGCGUGAAGCCAGAGCACUUGAGGUGACUUUUGAACCCAUGAAUUCAUUCUUUUCCUUCUGUCAAUCCGUUGGCAGGUGGGUUCCUCUUCACUUCAGCUGAGGUUCACAGUUCCACUGUGUAGGGACUGAGAAUCUUGUAGUACAUUAGUCGUACAACCAUGUUGGAUUUUCUGUCUGGACUUGAUUGACGUCAGGAGUUGUGUGUCGAUGGAAGAUAAAUGAAAGGUGGAGUGUUUGGACGGCUGCUGUUGGAGCGCUGGCUCAUGAGGAGAAGCCAGACUGGCAGGCGGCGGGAAGUGUGGCUGACCUCUGACCUGGGACGGUGUCUGAGGAGAGGCCGUCACCGUGAGGCGGCCCACUGUGAGUGGAGUGGUGGUGUGUGAGCGUUUAGUUUCUCAGGCCACACGAGGCCUCUGAAGGAGAAGCACCUCACGCUUGAGAGGCGACGCCGGCGGCUCCUCAACUGUCGGCAUUUAUGUACACCUCAUGACAUUUCAAGAGUUUCCGAGUGCUGGGAUUCAACUUCUCUGCUGCUGAGAGUGACUGGUCCUGAAGGGACCCAUUGUUGAGAAUGCUUGCCCCGUGUUGAGAACAUUCCUGACAGCAGAACACCACCAGCCCCUCUGGUGUUGAGAGCGUUACAUGCACAACAACAGACGCAGAAUGUGCGCUUACGUCACAAGUGAAGUCAAUGCCAUGAAUUGAGAUGCAAACAUCUGUAGACUGAGCUGCUUCUCCUGGUACGACUGUGUACUGCAUACAAUACUGUAACUCCCUGUGCAACUACACUGCUCCUGCCACCACGUCUGUGACUACAGCGACUACUCUUUGCUCUACGACUACUGCUGGACCCCUGCUGCCACUCUCAGUGCUAGCUGCAGUGCCACCACCGUUGCUACCUCUCGUGCUUCAGCUGAGUCCAUGCUUAGCUCUGCUGAGGCAACAGCUGCUGCGUCGCGAGCUUCCCUGCGGAGCUCCGUUGGGACCAGCGCUGCUGCUCCACUGGUGCUGGAGCGGUGAGGAUUCUCACUCACUGGCUUUACUGCCAAGGGGGCUGCAAGUCCACAGCUGACUUGGUUCCAUCCCCAUCAGCAGCACUGGACGUAUUGCGUCAUAUGCAUUCAUGGGGAGAUUUCAAGGCGAGCGGAGUGCCCCUCAUUCCUCACUUCCUUUCUCAAGUGUCGAUGGUGUUUUUGAAGCUUUGCAAACCCACGUGACCUCAGGCUGUCCUACUGGACGGAGGAGGUCCGGCCCUCUGGAUGGGUCUUUCCAGCUGGUUGAGCUUCCGCUGCUAGUUCUGACACGUUCUUUCACAGCUGUGGCGCAGCCCGAAAACGUGGUCGGUGGCUUUGAAAGUGGACACGCGGAGUGAUGUGGUGGGCUCGUGACAGCGUCUCAUGAAGUCAGCCGGUCCGACACGGUCACGUGGACGGAACAAAGCAGCUGAGGUCAGGAGGCGGGACGAGGCCUCCACAACAGACGCCCACCUUCUCCAUCACACUCUGACGGAAGGAUCUCAGUCUGAUCCAGGCAGCGUCCAGAGGCGUCCUCCCACCUUGUGAGCAGCCGCUGCAGUAGCUCAGAGGCGUCCUCUUCACCAAACACCCGUCCACACACACACACAGGGAAGACAGUGAGUCCAGCUCCACUCCUCCUCAUGUGCUGACUGCGCUGACGUCUGUGUUGGAUGCUGCAGCGGCAGAGUGAGUGAUCGACGGUGGAGUGGUUUCAUGGCGCUGGACAGCUCACCUGUAACUGAGCCAGGUGUCGGUGUCCUGUCGUCACCAGCGUCCUGCCCGUCUCUCACGCCUCACUCCACUUUCACUCCAAUAUGCUCUUGUCACACGUUGGUCUGUUUCACCAAGGCAGAUGAUCGUCACCUGCUCCCACCAGCACCCUCCAACUCUUCUGGCUCUGGCCUGGUGGCUUCUCACAUCUCGCCGGUAGAUGGUGCUGUUGACGCUCCAGAUGUGACCACAGGGUGGCGCUAAUGAGUGGGUUAGGUGAGUUGGCCUCUCACCAUCAUGAUGUAAAUAAUGUCGUCUCCAACUUUUGGAGCGCACAUUAUUCACGCUGCGUCUUCCGUGUGCUCCAGUACAUUGGGUGCUGCUCGGCAUGAAAGCCAUUUGACUUGAGUGGAGUCACUGACUUGAAAAGUGGUGGAUUUGAAUCUGACGUUCUUUUCUCAUCAGCCGUCUUCUUGCCCACCUGUAUAUUGUGUAUGGACAGAUCACAGGAUGAGCAUGACUCUGGCUGAGCUUUGACAAAAGUAGCACUUAACGUUAACACAACACUGGACUUGGAUUUCUUGGCUUGAAUGAGAACACGAGUAUUAUAGACUUUCUCAAGUCAGUGGGCCCCGACGAGUAUCGGCAGAACCAUUCGUCUUCUUACAUUUGAAAAUGACUUUCCUGCUGAAACACGUCUUGUAAUUCUGGGACUGUUUAUUUUGUGUUCAGUUGCUUGCUCUGGCCGAUACGGACAGAAGCUUCACCAGGAGGCCUUCCUCAGUAUUAGGCGCUGGAAUAUUCGCCCGUGGAGCUGCAGAACAAGUGAGAGAGCGACUGGUGUCAGUCAGAGAAGAGUCGUCUCCGAGGAACAGGGGUUGUGAAAAGGGACAGGCCAGGGCCAGUGUUGUGGACCCUGAAUGAACGCAUUUGGAUGGAGGACCAUGGACGAGAAGAAGAGGCUUGGAGCGGUGUGUGAUGCUGCUGGAUCUUCAUCGCUCCAACAGUGACGGCUCUGGAAUCAGACGCUGCUAUUUGGCUCCCACACAAAACACCGCUGCUUUCAUGCAAACGUUUCGCUCGGCUGCACUUGUUUUUUACAGACGCUCCACAUCAAACACAGUGAAUGCAGAGCUGUUUAGAAGAGAGGAGACAAAGCUCUUCCGUCGGGCACUUUGAAGCUGCGCCGCCUUGACAGACGUGAUCAAAGAAGAGGAUGUCAGUCUGAGAAAACCGCACACUGCUAAUGCAGAGUAGCACAGCCAUUGUCAAACACAAGACGCCGCGGCGCGGUCACAGCACCUCCAGUGUGUCUUGGUGGUCCCUCUCCAGGGGCCACCUCCCUCAGCGUCCAGGGUGAGGAGCCAGUUCUGCUCCUGCCUCUGGGCCGUUAGCAGGUGGAAAAGAGGGGGUUCAGCACCGGCGGAGGAGCUGCAUUAGUUAGCAGGGACGGACGGGGAUGAGCUGGAACAGAAUGUCCCGGGGAGAACAUGACCUUUCAUGACUUUGAAGACCUCAUCCAAGCCAUCUGGACCUCUAAUUCUCAAUUGGGGAGCCACCUCCAUCUUGUUUUUUCAGAUUUGAUUGUCCCACGUCUCUGUUGAAGGAUGUUGGAGGUGGAGAGACCAGGACAGAGGAGAAGCUGAAGAGCAGCACGGAGGCCUGUGGAUGUGCUCGGACGCAGGUGUUCGGGAGGAUGCUCUGAUUCACAUUUCUUUGGUGGGUUUUUAUGGAUUGUUGAGGCGUUGACAUCACAUGAUGGUUCUGGAACAACAUGAUGGGACAGAAGAAUCUUUGUAAAUUUGCUGGUGUCAGCUUUUAGCCUUCAAAAAGCUCCAGGUCGAAGUAUUUCCAGUACAAAGACACAAUGAAUGAAUAGAUGGAGAAACGUGAGAAGGCCUUUUUUGUGCUGGUGUGGUGUGAGUCGUUGACAGCGUUGUUUGGUUUGAGAGAGGCACGUGACGUGACGACUUGCUGUUCAAUCAUCAAUACAAUUGAAAGGGAAUGUCUUCUUGAUACUGAGAAGCCGCAUGUGGAAGUGAAAAGCAGCUCAAAGUCCGUUCCCACUGCAGCUGUCGCGACUGAUAAAACCGAUAACAGUAAUGGUUACGCAGCUUUGCACCGACAGAAGCAACCAUCGACAUCAUAGUCCCACAGCACGGCGAGAGCUUCCUUCUGUCCCCUCAGUCAAGCUUGAUCUUCCGUCCUCUCACCCGUCUUCCAUCCGCAACAUUCCUGCUCCGGCGGGUGUUCGUCUGACCUCCCUGCCUUUGCCUCCCAACUACUUGUAAUUCAGCAACGCUGCGCCGAGAGGGAAGGUGAGAGAGAGGCAAAAAGCAACGUCAAUGUUAGGGUGGUGGGUGAGAGGAGAAGGCCCAAUCUCCGCCAGCGCCCUCAAACGUGCCGGCAGAAAAGACAGCUCCGAGGCCAAACCAAAGGUUCAUGCAUAUUUUAUUCAAGAGUAAAAAAGUGGAUCGUCCCGUGGGGCAUGCGUACAGUGUUAGUGAGUCAAAGCAGAGGGAAAGAAAGAGAGGGCUAGAGAGAAAGAAGCGUGGCACAGGGUCUCCGGGGGGUUCACCUCUCCCAAAGAAGCACGACAAGAUCAACCAAGGAGCAACUCAACAUGAACCAGGAGAGACAGAGAGCUUAAAUAUGAAGAGUGUCCAGAACAAUUAGAAUCAUCAUCAGUAGCAAAUAUCGAGAGGAAUGCUGCAGGGUUAUGAUCAGAGCGAGUACAACACUUUUGUCCUUUCACUUGUGACAGCAACACCGCCGGCUUGACUCUUGUCUCAGUUUUGGAACCAUGCAAUCAUGCUCUGGCCGCCCGGGUGCCUGUGCCUCUGGAUAUAAAGUAGUACGGCCAUUCGUCGUUUCAUACUGGUCUCAUCAGAACAACUCCUGUACAUCAGCGGAGAACACGGGCGAGAACGUGCACCCCACACUCCUGAGCAGCAGAAGUCAUUCUGGACUGCCGCAAAAAGCAAAAGAAGACGAGAAGACACGAUGGAUACCAAAGAAAAAUAAAUCAACAUUAUGUACAAAAUAAAUCACUCAUUUAUAUUCGCCGGAAAACAAGAAGUGAACUUUCUACGCCGUGAAACACAGAGCACAAAUAGAAUCUUCACAUUAUUAUCAAAGAACUGAAGUCUGCAUGCACUGAUGCAUUUAUAUAAAUGCUUUACAAAGACCUUCUUCUUCCUCUGGUGUCGGACGCUCAUUUCCUCCGUCUUCUUUCGCUCGACUUUCUGCAGUUUGGAAGCCGCUCAUCGGGAUGUCGAAGGAGAAUGAAGAGUUGUGGCAUCACAUUUUAACGCCCCCGAAUCUCUGCGUCACACAUCAGUAUCCGCUACACUGCAUCUGGUGUGGUGUGCGUCACACCUGCAAGCAAACCGUCCUGUCUAUGUACACUGGGAGGGAGAAUGGCGUGGGCGCUGGUCCAGUUUGACUCGGCCCAGGUGGAGCCGCCCGGCUGUGAAUCUUCCCCCCAAGUGAAGCUUCCUCCUCUCCACAUGCACGUGACAGACUUUGGAUUAGACACUGACACCUUGAAGCGUGUGCACGCUGGCAGGCAGGCAGGCAGGCAGGCGUAUCCACAGUCCCCCCCACCUGAUGCAACACCAACACAGCCACGUCAUGCUGACACCGUCAAACCCAGCGCUGAGUGAAGCACAGCUCCUCCUGCUCGGCGUCGGGAGUGAUUACAGGAAGUUGUCGCUCUCUAAAUAUGAGAGCGGUCCAGUCUCGAUGCGCUCAUGCCUUUACAUACAGCUGAGGGCGAGAUAAGGAGUAGAUCACCGUGUGCGUGUGUGUGUGUGUGUGAAAAUACUGUGACUGCAUGUGUGUGUGAUGCAUGUCCCGUGUGUGUAUAUAUCUUUAUAUAUAUAUAUAUAUAUAUAUAUAUAUAUGUAUAUGUACAUGUACAGGAAUCUAGAAAUGUGGAACCAGGUUCUGUCUGCAGCUGCGUGUCUGGGCCCAACACAGCGCACGUCCACCAUCACUGUAUAUUGCUGUUGCUGUCGGUCCCGUUGGGCUCCCCCAUGUUCAUGCGGCCCAUGGACAGGCCCACGCUGUUGAUGGCAUCGCGGCGCGGCGGCAUCCGCUCGUUGAUCCGGUCCAGACCUUUGGCCUCCUCGAAGCUGCUGAUCCGGUGCUGAGGGGAGAAGCCUCGGAUGGCUGCGGAGACAGGCAGGCGCACACGUCAAUACCCCAAAUGAAGAGUGCGGUCUGAGCGGGACACUACUGGAAACUCCCUGUUUGUUUGACAGGAUGAAAAGCGGGCGGUGGCCCAGGUAACAGAGACGUCGCACAGAGGGUGUCCCUGAGCUCAUCUGCCUCCCACUUGAGCCGCUGGUGAGCACCACUUUGCCAUUGUUACUGUCAUUUUGUGUAAGGCCAGGUGGAAAUCCUGCCAUGAAGUUCCUGCCUCUACUGCUGAUCAGACUGAACGCGGCUUGUCUUUUCUGUUGAAUUUGUCAUUCGUCUCUCCCUCACGCUGUCCAACAGAGAGACAGGUCUGACAUUCAGCUUCCUGGUGGUUGGCUUCCUCCACCAGGAAGCUGCUCUGUUUCCCUCAGAGAGAGCUACUGUUGAAGGCUUUCAAUUUUCAGGAAAGCUUUUUCACUCUUCAUUUAUCAGGUCAAAAGAAGGUCAGGCAUACAGGAAGUGUCGGCCCCCGGGCGGUUUCGGCGAAUCAGAUGCCUGGACAUCCCUGACCUAGAUGUUCUGCGACUGGCAUCAGUGUGCAGCUCCUCACAGAAGCGCUGAAGAAGGUCCAGUA
Synchiropus splendidus (mandarinfish) is the source of this 11359-nucleotide messenger RNA. RefSeq names its product bromodomain-containing protein 8-like. Gene Ontology annotation, molecular function: protein binding. Bases 119 to 2425 code for a protein of 768 amino acids. Gene Ontology annotation, cellular component: NuA4 histone acetyltransferase complex. The record is from RefSeq and is a predicted model, not a curated record. The transcript has 19 exons. NCBI's taxonomy places the organism in Eukaryota, Metazoa, Chordata, Actinopteri, Syngnathiformes, Callionymidae.